AUGCGUCCCCUGCAGCGUCCCCGGCCAUCUCCUCCAGCCGAUGCCGGCAUCCAGCUUCCGUGUUCCGGUCCCUGCGAGCGUCAGGACGUACGGGCGCUGGAACUGGCGGCAAAUUUGAAAGUUUUAAAAAGUGUCAUUUUUUUAAAAACGAUUAUUACAUACAUUUCACAUACAUUAUGUUCCUACUGCUUUGUCCUGUGCCCUGCCUGCAUUUUGACUGUUCUUUCUGCCUGGAAACUGGCGUCCAAAAAGCGUCCCUUUAGGUCAAAAUCAGUUUUUAGACCAGCUAGGGAACAGCGAUAGUAAAUCACAACCACUUGCAGAAUUGA
Staurois parvus is the source of this 329-nucleotide messenger RNA. The record is from the annotation of a GenBank genome assembly. Lineage: Eukaryota; Metazoa; Chordata; Amphibia; Anura; Ranidae.